CGCGCGUGUGUAUGUGUGUGUGCCGUGUCGGGCUCCCCCCUUCCCCCCCUGUUUUCCCGUCGAGUGAUGCACUUGGAAUGAGAAUCAGAGGAUGGAAAUAGUCUGGGAGGUGCUUUUUCUUCUUCAAGCCAAUUUCAUCGUCUGCAUAUCAGCUCAACAGAAUUCACCAAAAAUCCAUGAAGGCUGGUGGGCGUACAAGGAGGUGGUCCAGGGAAGCUUUGUUCCAGUUCCUUCUUUCUGGGGAUUGGUGAACUCAGCUUGGAAUCUUUGCUCUGUGGGGAAACGGCAGUCGCCAGUCAACAUAGAGACCAGUCACAUGAUCUUCGACCCCUUUCUGACGCCCCUUCGCAUCAACACUGGGGGCAGGAAGGUCAGUGGGACCAUGUACAACACUGGAAGACAUGUGUCCCUCCGCCUGGACAAGGAGCACUUGGUCAACAUAUCAGGAGGGCCCAUGACGUACAGCCACCGACUGGAGGAGAUCCGGCUGCACUUUGGAAGUGAGGACAGCCAGGGGUCGGAGCAUCUCCUCAAUGGACAAGCCUUCUCUGGGGAGGUGCAGCUCAUCCACUAUAACCAUGAGUUAUAUACAAAUGUCACAGAGGCUGCAAAGAGUCCAAAUGGAUUGGUGGUAGUUUCUAUAUUUAUAAAAGUUUCUGAUUCAUCAAACCCCUUUCUUAAUCGAAUGCUCAACAGAGAUACUAUUACAAGAAUAACAUAUAAAAAUGAUGCGUAUUUACUACAGGGACUUAAUAUAGAGGAACUAUAUCCAGAGACCUCAAGUUUCAUUACUUACGAUGGGUCGAUGACUAUCCCACCCUGCUAUGAGACAGCAAGUUGGAUAAUAAUGAACAAGCCUGUCUAUAUAACCAGGAUGCAGAUGCAUUCCUUACGCCUGCUCAGCCAGAAUCAGCCAUCUCAGAUCUUUCUGAGCAUGAGUGACAACUUCAGGCCUGUCCAGCCACUCAACAACCGCUGCAUCCGCACCAACAUCAACUUCAGUUUACAGGGGAAGGACUGUCCAAACAACCGAGCCCAGAAGCUUCAGUAUAGAGUAAAUGAAUGGCUCCUCAAGUAGGGAACUAAGCCAAGAAGAAUUCCACCUCAGUGAAAUGCUACAACUGUGAAUUGACGUAACCUAGAAUGUCCUCCUUCUUUCUUCUAUCUCCCUCCUUCACCCAAGCCUCAUUCACUCUUUGGAUUGGCUCUUUCUUCAUAUAAAGUGUCUGAAAAAUGAUGACAGAGGAAUACAUCUCUUACAUACACUCAAACACAAGCACUUUCAGAUACAUACACAAACACACAUGCAAACAUACCUACACACAUGCACACUCAUACAGCCUCGGUGAUGGGAAAUCAAGAUUCAGAAACAAAAGGCUCAUUCAUAAGAGGUCUUAGAAGAAAAAUAACCAGUUAACCUAAUUACAAUUUUGAUACCAUUUUCCUGAACUAAUAAACCUACCUGAUGAGACUUUUCAGCCUUUGUAUAUACAAAAUUCUUCCAAAAGAGAGAGAGGAGAAACACAGCUCUGACAGCAUCAAACAGACUUUGCAUCAACUAAUCUUGGAUAGUGUCCUAGGAUCCUUUGAGGGUGCUGGUGGCAGGUGAGCCAGAACAAGGUUGACCAAGGACACUUAUUUCUAGAUUAUGAUUCUUCUGUUUACUCAACAAUUUAAAAAGAAAAAAAAAAGACAGACAUUGAAGAGCUACACAUUGUAUAUAUAUAUCACCUCAGACUAUAAAGAAAUGGAAUUAUUUCCCUCUUUGUCACAUAUCUGUAGUAGGAUUUGCCAAGAUCAGAAUUGAUCCAUUUGCUGUUUCUUGUUUUUCAAAGGUCAUACAUUGUGUUUGGUUAUUGUUAACAGCUCAAUAAAUGUGUUUAACGAGUUAAUUUCAUUUUUCUGGCUUUGAUCUGUUCUCCUUCCUUACAGGCUAAGCCCUGGCUCCAUGCAGUUGCAUUCUUUGAUUUCACUUGUUCCUUCAUUUACAUGUUUUGUUCAUUUGCAUCCAGUUUUUACUGAAUUUGUGGCAAUCAGGAAUGCAUUUGCUAAGCAAGUAUACCUUUAAAUCCACUCCAUGGCUCGAUCAUUCACAUGAGGUGAGCUUCAGCUUGAGAUAGCAGGCAACAGAUUUCUUGCGUUUCAAAACUGCCAUCCCCCCUGUGAUGCUCCCGUGAAGGAAUGCACUUUGCCUUGUAAAUUCCUGGGAAAGGGGUGUCUUUUCUCUCCAGGUGCAGCCAGAUCUCACAAAGUACAAACGAAUGCCUUUCUUUUCUUGUUUAUAAUGGUCACUCACUGUGUUUGGUUACUGUCAAGAAAUCAAUAAAUGUGUUUAACAAGUUACCCAGUA
Messenger RNA from Tupaia belangeri chinensis (Chinese tree shrew), 2350 nucleotides. RefSeq names its product carbonic anhydrase 10 (inactive) (gene CA10). Gene Ontology annotation, molecular function: carbonate dehydratase activity; zinc ion binding. The transcript has 9 exons. NCBI's taxonomy places the organism in Eukaryota, Metazoa, Chordata, Mammalia, Scandentia, Tupaiidae. The coding region runs from base 92 to 1078 and encodes 328 amino acids. Gene Ontology annotation, biological process: one-carbon metabolic process. The record is from RefSeq and is a predicted model, not a curated record.